UAAUACAACCAGAUAAUGUCAAAACAGAAAAAAAGAAGAGAGGCUGGGAAAAUUCGGGCAAGAAAUGGAGCGGAUUCAUUGAACCUGGACGCCCCAUUGAUCGCCUUUAAGAGCACCAGCAGACGGACCCCAAAUCGCACCACUCCAGAAAACCCAGAGCCAUUUCGGGCCACAAUGGGGAUUCUGAAAACGUUCAAGCAAGACGACGGAUCCGAUCUCGCCAUCAGGCGGAGGAACGAGGAGCUCGAGAAGGAGCUUCAGGCGAGCCGCGAAAGAGAGCAGGUGAUGCGGCAGCAGCUACAAAGAGCCUGCGAGAGGCUCAAGGUCGCCGAGGAGGCCGAAGAGAGGCUGUCCUCUCAACUCGGAGAACUCGAGGCGGAGGCGCUCACGCAGGCCCGCGAUUACCACCACCAAAUCGCGGCGUUGAUGAACCAGCUCUCGCAGGCUCAGAAACUGCUGCAGAUCCGACUGCAACAACCGCAACUCCAAUCUGCCUCUGUCUAGAUUUGCGUCUUCGAAGCAGUGAUUGAUUUUGAUCAUCGAGAUAUAUAUAUAUAUAUAUAUAUUUUUGGCUUGAUGUUUUAUUGAAGCGCCAAUUUUAGUAGAGAUAUGUAUGUGGUUUGAUCCGCUGCUUGGCUUGUAAAUCCAGAAAUUUCUGUUCUUCCUCCUUGAAUAAGAAUUGGUCAUUUUUAAAUUUGGAUGAA
This is a messenger RNA of Cucurbita moschata (crookneck pumpkin), 704 nucleotides long. RefSeq lists its product as uncharacterized. Gene Ontology annotation, biological process: cellular oxidant detoxification. The record is from RefSeq and is a predicted model, not a curated record. The transcript has a single exon. Lineage: Eukaryota; Viridiplantae; Streptophyta; Magnoliopsida; Cucurbitales; Cucurbitaceae. The coding region runs from base 16 to 504 and encodes 162 amino acids.